CUCCUCGUCGUCGCCGCCAUCUCGUGCCAUUGCCAUGUGGCGCGUGGGCGGGGCGGCCUCGGCGUCAACUACGGCACGGUCGCCGACGACCUCCCCUCGGCGGCGCGCUCCGUCGAGCUCCUCCGCGCGGCGGGCGCGGGGUCGGUGAAGAUCUACGACGCGAACGCGGACAUCCUGCGCGCGCUCGCCGGGACGGGCAUGCCGGUGUCCGUGAUGGUGCCGAACGAGGCCAUCCCGUCGCUCGCUGCGUCCCCGGCCGCGGCGGAUGAGUGGGUGGCCGGUAACCUCGCGCCGCACUUGCCGGCGACGUGGGUGGUGUGCCUGCUCGUUGGCAACGAGGUGCUGUCCAACCGCGCCGUCGCCGGGUCGGCGUGGCCUGGCCUCGUGCCGGCGAUGGCAAACCUCCGCCGCGCGCUCUGCGCGCGGGGGCUCGGCCGGGUCAAGGUCGGGACGACGCUCGCGAUGGACGCGCUCGCGUCCUCCUACCCGCCGUCCGCCGGCGCGUUCCGAGACGACAUCGCCGGCACCGUCGUGCGGCCGCUGCUCCAGUUCCUGAACGCCACCGGCUCGUACUACUUCGUCGACGCCUACCCGUACUUCGCCUGGGCGGCGAGCCACAGCUCCAUCUCGCUCGACUACGCGCUGUUCCAGGGCGCGCCGACCACUCACUACGUCGACCGGGGGCUCACAUACACCAACCUGCUCGACCAAAUGCUCGACGCGGUCGUCGCCGCCAUGGCGAAGCUCGGGUACGGGAACGUGAAGCUGGCCAUCUCAGAGACCGAGUGGCCAACCGCCGGAGACGCAGACGAGCUCGGCGCAAACGUCCACAACGCCGCCACCUACAACCGCAACCUCGCCGCGCGGAUGUCCAAGAACCCCGGCACGCCAUCCCGGCCGGGCGCCGAGAUGCCGGUGUUCCUCUUCUCGCUCUACAACGAGAACCACAAGCCGGGGCCGAGCACCGAGCGGCACUGGGGCCUCUACUACCCGAACGGCACGUCGGCCUACGAGGUGGACCUCACCGGACGGCGGCCUUUAGCGUCGUACCCGCCGCUGCCGCCCGCGUCGGGCUCGGACCAGGACGGCGCGCCCGUGUGGUGCGUUCUUGCCGGCGGCGGUGGCAAGGCCGUGAACGAGACGGCAGUGGCCGCCGCCGUGGAGUACGCGUGCCGGCAGGGGAGCGGGACGUGCGCCGCCAUCCAGGCCGGCGGCGAGUGCAACCAGCCGGACUCGCUCGACGCGCACGCGAGCUACGCGUUCAAUGCGUACUGGCAGCAGUUCAGGAAGGCUGGUGGCACCUGCUACUUCGAUGGCCUUGCAGAGAAGACCACCAAAGAUCCAAGCCAUGGAACAUGCAGGUUCAUCAGUUCUUUGGACUAGCUAGAUGCAAAAGGAGAUUGACAGAGCUCAAUGACUGGACUAG
Molecule: messenger RNA, 1426 nt
Organism: Oryza brachyantha (malo sina)
Lineage: Eukaryota; Viridiplantae; Streptophyta; Magnoliopsida; Poales; Poaceae
Product: probable glucan endo-1,3-beta-glucosidase A6
Biological process (GO): carbohydrate metabolic process
Cellular component (GO): plasma membrane
Molecular function (GO): hydrolase activity, hydrolyzing O-glycosyl compounds
Source: RefSeq, a predicted model, not a curated record